This is a messenger RNA of Aspergillus uvarum CBS 121591, 4063 nucleotides long. Its product is annotated as P-loop containing nucleoside triphosphate hydrolase protein. The record is from RefSeq and is a predicted model, not a curated record. Lineage: Eukaryota; Fungi; Ascomycota; Eurotiomycetes; Eurotiales; Aspergillaceae. Gene Ontology annotation, cellular component: membrane. The transcript is spliced from 8 exons. Gene Ontology annotation, biological process: transmembrane transport. Gene Ontology annotation, molecular function: ATP hydrolysis activity; ATP binding; ABC-type transporter activity. Bases 1 to 4023 code for a protein of 1340 amino acids.
AUGGGCUUGAGGAGACUGAGUUGCGAGAAAGCCGACUCGUGCGAUCAGCUCCCAAUCUAUCGCUACGACGGACGUGCCUUAGGUGUGGCCCUCGAGAAUGUGACCGCUCAGGGUCCCUCCGGUGGUCAACGGACCGUGCCUGACCUCCCGCAACUUCUUCGUGACAUUCUUCGCUCACCGUGGCACCUCCUUCGAUCUACUUUCACCCGACAAACACCCGCUCGUCGCAAUAUCGUGCAGGGCGUUUCCGGGGUGCUGUUCCCGGGCGAGACCAUGCUAGUCCUUGGCCGCCCUGGAGCGGGUUGUACCACCGUGCUCAAGAUAAUCGCCAACACUCGCGAGUCAUUUGAUGCUGUCCAGGGGGAGGUGCACUAUGGAGCACUGAGGGCGGAGCAAAUGACCAACGAGCUGAAGUCCGAAGUGGUCUACUCCUCGGAAGAUGAUAUUCAUUUUCCGACGCUGACCGUGGCAGACACACUGGACUUUGCUCUAAAGCUACGGAAGCCGGCCACUCACCCCGGCCGCAACGCACCGUUCUCCGCCGAGUAUACGCAGCGGUUGGUUAAUGCUCUGGGAAUUGGGCAUGCAAAGAACACCAUAGUCGGUGAUGCAUUCAUCCGAGGUGUCUCCGGGGGUGAACGCCGCCGGGUCUCCCUCGCCGAAGCUAUGACAAUCAACUCCACCCUGGUGAGCUGGGAUAACCCGAUCCGUGGGCUGGACAGCUCCUCCGCUCUGGAGUUUCUUCGUUUACUCAAGCGCAUGUCGCGAGCGACGGGAAUGACAAAUAUUGCUACGCUCUACCAGGUAUCUGAGAACAUGUAUCAAGAGUGCUUCUACCGCACUCUGGUGAUGUAUGAUGGGAGGAUGAUCUUCUGCGGCAAACUGGGCUUCUACUGCCCGGAACGCCAGACGACCCCUGACUUCCUCACCUCAGUGACCUCCCCGGUUGACCGUACGAUUCGUGCAGAUUAUGCGGGUCCACUCUAUUUGGACCCCGAUAGUCUUGCCGAGGCUUUCAAGCGCAGCACCCACUACGCGCAACUCCAGAAAGAGCUGCUGCAAUAUCCCCUGCGAAAUGAUGUCGGUAAUCCUUCGACAAUCUGGAAGCAGAUCGCCGUGGGCACCGAACGUACCUACCGCUUGCUCUGGGGCGAUUGGAAGACCCUCCUCACCGUUGUGGUUCUGUGUGCGGUAAAUGCAGUCAUCACCGGGUCGGGAUUCUAUGCAGCUCCGCGCACCGCCUCGGGCUCGUUUGAACGGAGCGGUGCCCUCUUCUUCGCGGCGGCAUACUUCUGCCUCAAUGCCUUGACCGAGGUGGGCAAAACCCAUAAUAUGGGCCUUCUUCACCCGGCCGCCUAUGCGGUCAUCCAGACCGUCGCUGAUAUUCCGUCUGCUCUAAUCCAAACCACAGUCGAGACUGCCUCGCAAUUCUUCAUCUUCCUCCUCAUCGUCUUUGCACAUUACUCUGCUAUUGCGACUAUGUUUCGCAUGUUGGGCGCCUGGGCCCCAGGCCUCAAUAUUGCUCAUCUCUUGGCGGGCUGUGCUCUGCCGGUUGCCUGUCUGUAUUCCGGAUAUGCUCCACCUGUGCCCACCAUGCAUCGCUGGGGCUCCUGGAUCCGCCGCGUGACUCCCACUCCUUACGCCGUGGAGGCUAUGAUUGGAAACGAGUUCUGGCACAUGCAGCUCCAUUGCACCGAGUCGCAACUGAUUCCUCAAGGACCGGGUUACGAUGAUAUCCGCUACCAGGCGUGUCCCAUGGCCGGAGCCCAGGAAGGAUCAGCCUCCGUGGACGCCGCCGUCUAUGCGGAGAACAUGUACGGCUAUACCCGCGCCCACCUGUGGCGGAACUUCGGGAUUAUCCUGGUCUUCUGGUUCCUAUACAUGGUUCUUGGUGCCGUGGGUCUGACCUUCAUGACUCGGGAUAGUGGCAAUGCAACCGGUCCGGUGUUCAAGCGUGGUGCCGUCAUCCCGCAACGAGUCGAGAACUCGAUGGCAAGCAACGGAGCCCGUGACGAUAGCGCAGCGGAGAAGGGGUCUGUCUCUGGGCAGUCAGAAACCGACGUAGACGAGGUCGGGGCCAGCCCUCGGCCGGGCCAGACUCAGCCAUCGGUUAACCGUGCCUCUUUCACGUUUGAGGACCUUUGCUACACGGUCACGGUCGGAGGCGGCGAAAAGCAGCUCCUGGAUCAUAUCUCCGGAUACGUCAAGCCUGGCCAGCUGACUGCACUGAUGGGGGCUUCCGGAGCGGGUAAAACCACCCUGCUCGAUAACCUCGCCCAGCGGAAGUCCGAGGGCCGUACAACGGGCGAUAUUCGUCUGGGAGGCGAACCGCCGCACCCGCUGUCGUUCGCGCGAUCCUGCGGCUUCUGCAUGCAACAGGAUGUCCACGAUCCCACUACCACGGUGCGAGAAGCGCUGCAAUUCAGUGCUUUGCUUCGCCGGCCUGCUGAGGUGCCCCGUGAGGAGAAGCUUGCCUAUGUGGAGCAGGUGAUCUCCCUGUUGGAAUUGGAGAGGAUUGCCGAUGCCCUGGUGGGGAGCACUGGGGAUGGCCAGUUAAGUGUUGAAGAGCGCAAGCGGGUGACCAUCGGGGUUGAACUGGUGGCGAAACCAUCUGCACUUUUGUUUCUCGACGAGCCAACAUCCGGCCUGGAUAGUCAAGCCGCGUAUUCCAUUGUGGCUUUCUUGCAGAAGAUCGCCCUUCAUGAGGGUGUCCCGAUUGUGUGUACUAUUCACCAGCCCUCGGGCGUGCUGUUUGAGAUGUUCGACCAUAUCAUGUUGCUCGCGCCUGGCGGACGAACGGUCUACUUUGGCGAAACCGGGGCGCGUGCCUCGACCGUUGCGAGCUAUUUCGCUCGAUACGGUGCGGUAAUGGGCCCCGCUGACAACCCGGCCGAGUUCAUCAUAUCCACCGUGGCGGGCGACAAGGUCAAGCAGGACUGGCCGCUCAUCUGGAACGAGUCGCCGGAACGCCAGGCGCUCCGCGAGAAGAUCCGCGCCAUCAAUGCGGCCCCCUUCACCCCUGCGAAUGCUGAUAGGCCUGGGGGCGAAGCUGGUGGUCGGUACGCUAUGCCGCUGGGGCAGCAGGUCCUGAUCCUCACGCAGCGCCACUGGAAGGCCGUGUGGCGCAACGGGCAGUACAACUUCAGUCGCCUGGUCAAAUCCAUUUUCUUCGAGCUGUUUGUCUCGUUCACCUUUUUCCACGUCACCCCCAGCACCUCCGGCCUGCAGAACCACAUGCUGGGCAUACUGCUGUCUAUCUGGAUAGUUCCCAGCGUGGCCGCCGACGUGCAGGCCGUCUGGUACGAAAAGUGGGCGAUCUUCGAGGCGCGCGAGCGCAACGGCGUGUACGACUGCAAAGCCUUACUGGCGGCGCUGAUCCUGGUCGAGAUCCCCUGGUUCCUGGGCCUGUUCACCCUCAUCUUCCUCAUGACAUACUGGACCUUCGGCUUCGCCAGCACCGCCAGCAUCGCCGGUGUCGUGUACGGCAUGUACCUGCUCUUCGCGCUCUUCGGCCUGGGCGUGAUCUACCUCAUGGCGGCGUUUUUCCCCAACGCCACGAUGGCCGGCUACGCCAUGUCGCUGUUCUGGGUGUUGUUGCUCAUGUUCUCCGGCGCCGCCAACCCUUAUACCGCUCUCAACGACUUCUACCGCCCCUGGCUCUGGUGGGCCGACCCGCUCACCUACUUCUUCGAGGCCACCGUCUCCACGGUCCUGCACGACGUCCAGGUGCAGUGCACCUCGGGCGAUUUGGCGGUCUUCGAUAUCCCGAACGGCACCUGCCGCGAGUAUCUGGGGCCUUACCUCGAGAACAACCCGGGCUACCUGCUCAAUCCCUCGGCCACCCAGGCGUGCGAGUUCUGCCCGUACUCGGUGGGGGACGAGUACGCCCGCUCACUGCACUUUUAUUUCGAUGACCGUGCCCGCGACGCGGGCGUGUUUCUGGCGUUCUGCGUGACGAACUUUGUGUUGUUGUUUGGGGUGACUUGGUUCACGCGCGUGCAGAUGCGGAGGUGGAGGAAGUGAAGGCGCAGCUGAACCAGGGGCAGUUGAAACUAGAGGCUAG